Aspergillus puulaauensis is the source of this 1917-nucleotide messenger RNA. RefSeq lists its product as uncharacterized. Bases 1 to 1917 code for a protein of 638 amino acids. NCBI's taxonomy places the organism in Eukaryota, Fungi, Ascomycota, Eurotiomycetes, Eurotiales, Aspergillaceae. The record is from RefSeq and is a predicted model, not a curated record. The transcript has a single exon.
AUGGUUUACGGUCACAAGAGUGCAAUCAGGGGCGGGGCUGUGCCCUACCCCGAGAUGUCAGCGCGCGAGACUGACCAUGGCCAAGCAAGUGACGAUGACGACCCAAAACUGAUGAUGGAGAAGAAUCAGUUUCGGAAGAAUGUACAACACGUCCUUUUGGACAAGACCACGACGGCUAAUCAGAAGGUCGAAACCAUGACCGGCUAUCUGACGGACCAGCAGAAGGCCAAGAUGAAGGCCGAGGCACAACUUGAUGACGCGCAAUUGCAGAACGAUCGACUGAAAAGGGAAUCGGAAAGCCUCGCGGAAUCCUUUGACGCGGCAUGCGCCGAAUUACAGAACGGUGAGGAGAAAAUCAAGCAACUAGAAGAGAAGAUAGAAGCCAUAAAGCGAAGCCAGCAGCCCGUGGCUACGGGCACGGUUGUGACUAAUGACGAUGAGUCCCAAAGACGCGAAGAGCUGGAACAAAUGCUGAAUGACAGACUCCAAGAACGGAAUGCUAAGAUUGCCCAACUUGAGCAAUCAUUAGUCGAAACUAAUAGCAGACUUAAGGAAUAUCAUGCGUACCUCCAAAAGGUCACCACUGACGCGAACCGCUUUGCUGCAGCAUAUGAUAGCCGGGCUAGUGGUCUGGCGAUGGAUAAUAUGAAGCUUCGAGAGCAACUGGAAAGAAUGGUGAAUCUGGUGACAACUCUUCGUGCUGCUGAUAUUGGCAGGUGGAAUCAAAUGCAACACCCCGCGAAUAUCGGACCCGAUGCUCUUUUACAGCAGCAACAAGAAUGGCAGCGGCAACAGAGGCAACCGGCCCGUGUUUCCAGAUUGACAUAUGGAACUGUGGAUAGCAGCAUGAGCGACGCAUCCGACCCCGACACGAAAAUGACUACUAUUCCUGAGAGAUAUAACCCCCCGGUCCUGACUCGGAUGCGACGGCGACUGGCCCGCGUGAAACCAAGAGCUAGACGAGCUGGAUCCCCAGUGCCGCGGGCGGCACGGCCAGCAGAAUGCAGGAAAGGGUACGCAGAGCGUCGAGCCGCGAGCACAUACCUCCAGUACCGAGACGGACCAGGUAAGGAUGAUAUUGAUGUUCUCAAGCCCCUGGGCCGGAACAAUGUAGGCGCAAAACAGCUCCCACGCAAACGCACGCGCCUGGAGAAGGGAGUCGAAAUGGUCAGAAGAAUGGAGGCGGUUUCCCAAGUGCGCAAGCUGCCUCGUAUACCAAGGAGCCUCAGGCCUCCUCGCAUGGUGCCCAAUGUUUACACGAAGAGAGACGACGCGGAAAUGUCAAAACUCAUGGGCUCGUUUUCUAUGUCAGACCCGGUAGUCGAGUCGACCGCGGUCCAGACGGAUUCUGACAUUGCAUCAGCAAAGCUGGAGAUCACUGUACAGUAUGCGGAUCCUUUCCUGCUCCGCUCACAUCCUAUUCCCCGCAGAAAUCACAAUUCGACUCCUUACUAUCUCAACCGGAAACCCAAGCCACUCUCCGGAAACGAGAGGGACAAGAGAGUAACUCGCGCUUCAGACUGGAAUCUGGGACCCGACCCAAAGGAGAGAUGCCGAAAAGAAGACAAGAAGGGGAAACCCCAGCAGGUGGUGAGGUACACAGCUGAACCAACUGUCAUCCCAGAUGGAGACAAGCCGAUAGGAUACGACUGGCCCCUUGAAAGCGGCGACAAAGCGUCGGAGUGGUCGUUCAACUGGAGCCAAGUGUUAAUUGUCAUCCUUCUCUUGCUAUUAUUUUUCAGCAACAUGGCGAGACCAGAGGACCCGAUAGUAAUCUGGAAGGAAGUGAAUAAGAACCCCCAAAACAUUGUCGCCAAACUACGCACUCCAGUGCGAAGUGAUUCCAGAACAGCACCGACCAUAGUUGAUUUUGAAGUUGCGAGAUGGAGUGAUAUCGACCCGAGUAUAUUGGGAUAA